AUGCUCGCAGAUCGAGUUCUGCUUGGCGGGCGGUCUCGUCCGAUAUCGAUUGGAUGCAGUUCAUCAUCGGCGCACCCUUCAGAAGGGAUAUGCUCUCCACGAGAUCUUGUACACACUCCGCCCGGAGUAAUUACUAAGUUGGAAGCUUUUCAACGUCAUAAACCAGUGUGGACAAUGACGGGUGAGCGUCUGAUAUGUUUGUGCUGCACGAAGAAGAAUCAGUGCUUUUGUAAGAAAUGCACUCUGGAAAAGUUGAAAUUCUACUCUCGUAAAGAAAACAUAUCGAUUCGAUCGAACAGAAAAGGCGAUCUGGAGAAGGAAAUGGAGUCUCUCUUAGGAGACGUCUCCGAGGUAAGCGCUAAAAUCAACACAACGACGGCGAACAUCACGCUCUUGAGAAAAUGGGUCGACGAGAAAAAACAGAUAAAUAAGACCAAGACUGAGCAACUGGUCACAAUUAAACAGCUGAUCGUAACCACCACAAAGCAUGCGAACAAAGUCCUGUCGUACUAUGAAAAACAUGAUGCUAACGAGACCUAUAUGAAUAAACGAAAGUUGUAUAAGGAAGGUAAAGUUGACGAGAUGAACAGAAAUCUUUCCCUCGUGCGAAAAUCUCUGUGUGGUUCAUUAUAUUCCAUAUUUCCUGUGUCUGAGGUUAUCGCACAAACUGUACGUCCUAACACCAACUCAAAAAAGACCGCAGCUAGCGCGACGGGUAAAUGGACAGUAGUCAGCGGUCAUCAAAUUGAAGAAGGACCUAUGAUUAAGGUUCGCGACACCUAUUUAUCAGAUGCAGCUCGCGAGCGACUAGGAACAGCGCUUUCGGAUUCCGUCCUUAAUCUUUCCAUUGACCUCAGAUCCUCUUUUGCCGCUUUUCUGCACUCCAUUCAAUUGGUCAAUAACUUGGCAGUUAUAUUCGAUUUUCGAUUACCGUACUUGUUAUCCCAUCACGAGAUAUCCUUACGAGAACGAUGGAGUAGGGAACUAUUAGACAAUGACUGGUUUAACUUCUGCCAUUCGGUAUUGGCAUUGGGUUUGCACCUCGGGAUGCCUCCAGAAACGCUUCACUUCAAUUGUCCACAUUCGAAUAUCAUUGAACAAGCACGUUUCAUUAUGGAAGGAACGCCCGUGCCCCAGCCUCAUCCAAUUAUUAUAGCAAGCAAUCGUAGAUUUGAUGUCAAGGAAAGUCUACCACGGAUAAAUUUCGACGAUCGGGAACUGAUUUCUGAAUGGGAUACUUGCGAGGACCUCGACUUAUGA
Messenger RNA from Necator americanus (New World hookworm), 1260 nucleotides. RefSeq lists its product as uncharacterized. The transcript is spliced from 13 exons. The record is from RefSeq and is a predicted model, not a curated record. Gene Ontology annotation, cellular component: extrinsic component of omegasome membrane; phosphatidylinositol 3-kinase complex, class III; autophagosome. Gene Ontology annotation, biological process: cellular response to starvation; autophagosome assembly; mitophagy. The coding region runs from base 1 to 1260 and encodes 419 amino acids. NCBI's taxonomy places the organism in Eukaryota, Metazoa, Nematoda, Chromadorea, Rhabditida, Ancylostomatidae.